AUGAUCUACCCAGCCACAACCGACAUCCCCGAGGAGAUUCUAGCUGCGUCCGUGGUGGCGCAGAAGAACGCCGAUGAUGAUCAAUCUGACCUCUGGCUUUUGUUCAAGAGACUUUCACGGCUUUGGCCAGCUGUGCACGUGAGCUACCGCGGCGGCCAAUACUCUGUCGAGCGAAUUCUUGCCUUGGACGCGUAUACUCGAGAUACGUCUCUGCUUCGUGUUGUGCUCGUUUCCAACUGCGUGUUCUGGGUCCGCGCUGCGAUCGUGAUCGGCGCUUGCACCUCUUUAAUCCUUGCCCAGGCCAAAUACCUUGUGAAGUACGUCGUGAUACCUCGCCGUCAUUUUCUCCUCGUCAUGACGAGCGUGGUCUCCCUACAGAUAGUCAUAGCGAUCGCCGUUGCGGCGUGCGUGUGCUUCCCAAUUGCAUUCACCAUUCUGGCGAUGGCUCCAGCUUUUAAUGCGUUGAUGGCUUUCUCGCUGUACGCUGUGUUUAGGCCGCACUUUAUCCGCCAAAUUCUGCAGCACAAGGACGAACUCUUUCGGUUUAUGACCUUCUUCGCCUCGCAACAAUUGGUUGCGAUAGUAUACCCUGCCUACCAAGUUCUCUUUGAGGCGGCAAGUGACACCAAGUACGAGCUUCUGGUGGUUUUAUUACUCCCCAUGAUCAAGUUGGCGCUGAAAAAUAUUAUUUUGCUGUGCUUGACACACAUGGAGGACAUGCUGUCCGAGGCUGUCAUCUUUACAUCUGCUUCCGUUUUAUUCAAACUACACCGACGAACAUCUGGUCUGUUGGCUACUUUGGAUGAGACGCUGAAUGGUCAAAAUUCGAGCCCAUUCCUGCCUUCCACACUCGGUGUGGCACGGAAACACGCGUCUCCACGGAUCGAUGGAUAUGCUACGGCUGCAAAGCUCUUCUGCCCCAAGCAGCAUCAUGCUAGUCAACACCGCGCAAUUUCAACAUCGACACAAACCGCGGAAAGUAUCGACGUGGGCCGGACGGAGAGAGCCGUUUUCCAAGAAGUAUUCACGACUGAGGGCAUCGUGCUCACUUCGUACCUUGACGCGGCUGUGCCUAUUUUCUUCGGCACAUUUCUACUCGUGAUGGUCCGCCUCCCAAAUGCAAAAUACCACACAGACCAAGCCGGUGUCGCUACCGACAACAUCGGCGAAGUGGUGGGCUCGGUUUUCAUUUUCGCGGCCGUAGAGCUGUUGUCGUUUGGUCUGCUAGCGAUUGCGGUCUACCGGACCUUGAGACUAAACGUGCUUUAUCACCCGGCGUUUGUGCUGGAGACUCAAGCGGAACUGGUUCAGAGCAAGUUAUUGACGUGGGUCAUCUUGACGAUGGCGUACCGAGUCGUGCACUUCGGGACGUUGCGCUUUGGAGCUAGCUCGUCAGCUCUGUCUCACCCAUUGUAUAUAUGCUUUGUGUGCCUAGGUAUGAAUUUUACUUUUAAGUUUGACUGA
Messenger RNA from Phytophthora sojae, 1464 nucleotides. RefSeq lists its product as hypothetical. NCBI's taxonomy places the organism in Eukaryota, Oomycota, Peronosporomycetes, Peronosporales, Peronosporaceae. The transcript is spliced from 5 exons. The record is from RefSeq and is a predicted model, not a curated record. The coding region runs from base 1 to 1464 and encodes 487 amino acids.